This is a messenger RNA of Prunus armeniaca (apricot), 1035 nucleotides long. The record is from the annotation of a GenBank genome assembly. Lineage: Eukaryota; Viridiplantae; Streptophyta; Magnoliopsida; Rosales; Rosaceae.
AUGGACGAAGCCAUGAGAAUUGUUUCAUUUUUCAGAUUUCUAAGCAUUGCAACCAUUACUACCAUUAGCUUAUGCAAUGGAAAUUUGGAUGUGCCUUGUAAACAAAAUGAGAGACAAGCACUUCUAAUGUUCAAGAAAGAUCUUGAAUAUCCUUCAAAUAGGCUUUUAUCUUGGGUUGGUGAGGGAGAUUGUUGCAAUUGGACUGGAGUUGUCUGCAACAAUUUAACCGGUCAUGUCCGUGAGCUGCACCUUGGAAAUUAUUAUUCAGAUGAGUAUCUGAAUUACAGCUUGUAUCAAGAAAACUCUUUGGGUGGCAAGAUUCCUAGCUUCUUAGGUUCUCUUAGAAGUUUAAGAUAUCUUAACCUCUCAGACUCAAAGUUCGCUGGAAUAAUUCCGCAUCAAUUGGGAAAUCUCUCGAGUCUACGCUCUCUAGGACUCCGGAGUAAAAGCUACUACUCGAUGAAGGUUGAAAAUCUCCAAUGUCUUUCUGGUCUUUCGAGCUUGCAGAACCUGGACAUGAGUCGUGUAGAUCUUAGCAAAGCAUCUGAUUGGUUUCAGGUGACAAACACACUCCCCUCUAUGUUGGUAGAGUUGCAUAUGUCCGGUUGUGAACUCAAUCAAAUACCAGUUGGUGUUGCAAACAUGACAAGGCUUGAAGUUCUUAAUCUCAGGUUGAACAUCAUCUGGGGUACCAUACCUCAAUGGUUGUGCACUUGUACCAAUCUUGAGUCCCUAUCCCUUUAUUUGAAUCUCUUGCGAGGUGAAAUUUCAAGUUCCAUUGGAAACUUGACAGCCAUUGUCAGUCUUGACUUGUCUGCUAAUCAACUUAAAGGAAAAAUCCCAAACUCAUUGGGAAAUCUUUGUAAGUUGACGGUUCUUGAUCUGUCAAGGAACUAUUUCAAUGGAAGCCUAUCAAAAAUAUUGGGAAGCUUGUCAAGGUGUAGUUCAGGUCAAAUGGAGUCACUGAAGCUGUCAACAAAUGAUUUUUCAGCUGGGAAAUUUCAGACAUUUACGCCUCCUUACUCUUUUGAGUAA